UGCCGCUGGGUGCAAGUUCUAGCUUGAAAUUCUCGCUGAGGCUGCGACGGUGUCUAUGGCAUUUCCUCUUUUUCAUGUCGCUGGGUUCGGUCUCAGUUGUUAUUUGGUCCCCUCGGGCUGUACGCUCUUUUUUGGAUAUCCUCGACAACCACCUAGCGUCGGAGCCUUGAAGUCGGUCCUAAAAAUUCCCAACGUGGACAGCGUCCUGUUGCCGACAUCUAUUAUCGAUGAGCUCUCUAGCAAUGCCGACCUUCUGAAAGUGGUGCUGAAGCUGUGGUAUAUAUUUGGCGGAGGUGGCUCAAUAUACAAGAGUGCAGGCGACAUCGUUGAACAGACCACGCGUUUAUUCAACGGCUUGGGUAGUACUGAGUGUGGCUCAUUCAUUCAAUAUCAGACCGAUCCAACCGAUUGGGCAUACUAUCAUUUUCAUCCUUGGAAUAGGGUGAAAAUGGCGACCAACCUCGGACCAGGAGUCGCAAGGCGAGGAUUUCGAUGGAGGACCAAGGAUGUGUUCCGGGAACACUCUUGCAUCCCGGACUACCGGACUACUGGGAAUACCGGUACCGACUGGAUGACCUGAUCGUCUUCUCGACCGGAGAAAAAAUGAACCCAUUGCCGGUGGAGGCUAAGUUGAGAGAUAUUGCGGGUUUUAGAGAAGCCCUGGUCGUGGGGAACAAGCCAUCUCGUUUUGUCUUUUAAUUCUUCUUGAAAUGGAAGCCAGCAAGCGUCGCUAUAGAGCCGGGGGCGAUUCCAUCGACAGAGAACGAACGGCCAUAAAACAUGUGCUGGAGUCUGAGAAUGCAAAAGGCUCCGGAGAUAGUCAAAUUCAUGACAAAAUGGUG
Messenger RNA from Aspergillus aculeatus ATCC 16872, 842 nucleotides. RefSeq lists its product as uncharacterized. The transcript is spliced from 3 exons. The record is from RefSeq and is a predicted model, not a curated record. Lineage: Eukaryota; Fungi; Ascomycota; Eurotiomycetes; Eurotiales; Aspergillaceae. The annotation marks the transcript as partial.